GAUAGGAUUGAGGCAUUACGCUUUUGACCUACCAAGUUUUUGGCGCCGUUGCCGGGGAACUGCCAUACCUUAUUUUUGUUGAUUUUUGUGAGUGAACUAUUUUGAUCUGGGUGUUAGUGUGCAAAAGAAUUUUUAGGUUUAUCCUCCUCGUGCAUGCCUAGGAGGACGACCGGCGAUUUAUUGCCACUAGAUCCGGAGAUCGAAAAGACCUGCCGACAGAAUAGGAAGCAGGUCAAGUUAGGGAAGCAGCCUACCACAUCCACAACUCCUAGGCCUUCCCUAACUCGGAAUCGUCAACCGAGAAGGCAGGUGUCACCACCAAUCAUCCCUACACCACCGACACCGCCGACGCGCGUCAUCGAGCCUGUCAUCAUGGCAGAACAGGAUCGUUCGAUCAGGGCUCGCUUGAAUCGAAGGACUGGAGCCCGAGCUUCAUAUGCUGUCAUUCCGGCUGGGGAUGCACAUGGAGAUUACCCCAGCAUCAUCAACAUGAUCACCAAUGGAUAUACUUUCUCUGGGGAUAGCAGUGAGGAUCCUCACGAGCAUCUUCGCCGGUUUGCGAGCAUAUGUGAUACGAUGAAGAGCCCUACAGUGUCUGAUGAUGCAAUUCGCCUACGGAUGUUCUCAUUCUCUCUGAUAUGGAAUGCAUCACACUGGUUCCCAAACUUAACACCCCGUUCCAUCACGACAUGGGGUCAGCUUGAGAAGGUAUUUCUGGAUAAAUACUUCCCACCUGCCUUGGCAAUGAAGAGGCAAGAAGAGAUUGUUACUUUUAAGCAGGCUAAUGAUGAGAGUCUGACUGAGGCAUGGGAGCGCUAUAAGGGGCUAUUAAUGAGAUGCUCAAGCCAUGGUCUUGAAGAUUGGAACGUGAUCAUUAUUUUCUUCAAUAGAAUCAGAAGGGAGUUCCGGGAUGCCCUGAAUAAUGCUUCCCGAAAUGGUUUCACAAGAAUGGAAGCACCAGAAGCAUAUGAACUGGUAGAGAAGAUAUGCUCUGAAGAUACUGAAUGGGGUAGUGAGACCGGCAUUCGAAGAAGAGGAGGCUUGCAUGAGAUAAACAGAGUUGCGAGUCUAGAAGCCAAGAUAAAUGCUAAACUGGAUUCCAAGUUUGAUGCACUCGAACGAAGGCUGGCUAAGAUGGCUCUUGGUAGACAAGAGGAGGUUGCUUAUUGUGAAUUAUGUGAAGGUGCUCAUCAUAGGGAUCUAUGUCCACUGGUAGCUGAUCAGUUGGAAGAUGUGCACUAUAUCAACAAUCAGCGAAAUCAAGGCCAGGUUGGUAUGUAUUCAAAUACCUACAACCCUCAAUGGAGACAUCACCCCAAUAUGUCAUGGUCAAACAAUAAUCCAGCUGGUGUUCGAAACAUCCCACCUUCUGGUUUUCAACAGCAGCAGCCUCAACCAGAGAAGAAGCCCCAGCUGGAGGAGUUGAUUUUGGCUCAUAUGCAGAAAACAGACAAUAAUUUCAAGGGUCUGGAUCAAUUUGUCACUCAACAGCUAGCCAUCAACAAUAAUAUGCAAUCAUCUAUGCUAGCUAUGGAGAGGCAAAUAGGCCAGAUGGCUCAAACUUUGGCAGAUAUUCAAGGUAGGAUUCCCGGGACUUUACCAGCAAAUACUGAGAGGAAUCCGAAGGACGCCAUGGUUGUAGCCAUCACCUUGAGGAGUGGAAAGGACUUGGAGGGUCCAGAGAGUUCAAGGAAGUCAACAAAAUCUAAAAAGAAGGAGUUGCAGAGGUAGAGGAUGAAGAAAGUGCAAAAGCUGAAAAAUCUGACUUGCGCAGGCAAACUGCAUGCAAUCUGCCUGUGCAAAAGCAUGCUGCCCGUGUACCUCAAAAAAUGGAAAAAUUGAAGAAUGAAGAGGUAAAGCCUUAUGAACCUCCCGCGCCAUUCCCUCAAAGGUUAAUGAAGCCCAUGGAAGACCCAAACUUCAAGAAAUUUGUGAAUAUCUUCAAGCAACUCCAAAUCAACAUACCGUUGGCGGAGGCACUUGAACAGAUGCCUACAUAUGCUAAAUUCUUAAGGGAGUUGCUGACAAAGAAGCGCAAAUGGGCUGAUCUGGAGAAGGUAACCCUUACUUCUGAAUGUAGUGCCGUGAUUCAGAAUAAAUUACCAGAAAAGAGGGAUGAUCCGGGCAGUUUCACCAUUCCAUGUGUUAUUGGAGGUAGAGAGUUCGAUAAAUCAAUUUGUGAUCUUGGAGCAGGAAUUAAUUUGAUGCCAUACU
Messenger RNA from Linum trigynum, 2214 nucleotides. The record is from the annotation of a GenBank genome assembly. Lineage: Eukaryota; Viridiplantae; Streptophyta; Magnoliopsida; Malpighiales; Linaceae.